GACUCUAGCCAUGAUGCCUCCCAUCGUAGAGUGCAUUUGCACCCCUGCGCACUGGUCUACUGUGAUCACUAACGGUCGCACCAAGAUUACAAAAAUCAGUCGCAAAAAAGAAUACAAAGACAAGCUAGCCAGCUAUGUAGUGGUACUUGCUCAUUUGUCACAUUGCUUGAUCGCUUUGUUCAGGCUACUUGCAGUUGCUGUAUUUGCAACGCACUGCGACACGAACGUGACUUGCCGGCUUCGCCUGAACCUCCGCUCCGGGGCGUACGCGAAACCUAGUCUUCAGGUGUGCAAGAGCUUCUUCGUUCGCUGGACCUUGGGCACAUUCGCCAUCGCACUUCUUCCGCUUGACAAAGCAUUCCAUCGAGCUUGAUUUUCUACUGUCAACAAUGCCGCUGGGACCCACCGCCUGUGAAGGCUUCCACGCGAUCCAAGUAUGUUCGGCCGAGAUUCUGCUCAAGCUGACCAUAUCGAACAAAUUGGGCCAAUCUUUCCGCUGGCGAGAGCAUCGAUAUCGAGGUCUCUCCACUCUGUCGAAAGAUUCGCCAGACCCACCUGCUGCAGGUCCUACUUUCGACUCCGAAUGGUCCCUCUGCUUGGAUGAUCGCGUCGUGGUUCUUCGGCAAGAGACAUCAACCCAUCAAAUUUGGUACAAGACACUUUUGCCUGGAGCCAUUUCACCCAGCGUUGCACAUGUGGAGGGUACCGAACGAUGGCUAAGGGACUAUCUUAACCUAGAUGUGCCCCUUGAAAGGCUAUAUGAGAGCUGGUCGGAGAAAGAUCCGGUGUUUGGAAAAUUAGCCGGCCGCUUCAAAGGAAUCCGAAUGCUGCGGCAAGAUCCAUGGGAAUGCCUUGUCUCAUUCAUCUGUUCUUCGAACAAUAACAUCGCACGAAUCGGCCAGAUGGUACAGAAUUUGUGCACUCACUUUUCACCACGGUUGAUGACUCUGUUGCAUUACUCACCUGAUGAUGCAGGGCUCAAGGAGGAGGUGCACUAUCAUCCCUUCCCUCCACCAGAGGCAUUGGCUGCCGAAGGAGUCGAGAUGCGGUUGCGCGAGCUUGGAUUCGGCUAUCGUGCCAAGUACAUUGCGCAGACUGCCCAGAUGCUUUGUGCUGCUCAUGGGCAGCUUCACAGCCACGACAGCAAACGACAUGCCAAGCGCCCGCGCAAGUCCCACGACGACGAAGCUUGGGUGACCUCUUCAAGCCAUGCAUCCGUCGCGGAGUACCUUGAAUCGUUGAGGAAGAUGUCAUAUUUGGACGCUCGACAAGAACUCAUUCAAUUUCCCGGAAUCGGACCCAAAGUCGCAGAUUGCAUUCUGCUGAUGUCAUUAGAUCAACCAGAAAGUAUACCAGUGGACAGGCACGUCUUCGCUUUCGCUGAGAAGAAAUACAAGAUCAGGUCCAAGAAGUACGAAGACAUUGCAGACCAGCUCAGGAAGCUCUGGGGAGAGUAUGCUGGAUGGGCGCAUUCGAUCUUGUUCACUGCGGACUUGCGUGCUUUCAGCACUUUUCAGGAUGAAGGGUACGCCAAGAUGGAUGUAACAGACGGUGUCACGACAUCUUCCCCGCUUGGAAUAGAGCCCGUUGCGAGAGUCAAACUCGAGGUGGAGGAAGAAAACAAACAAAGCAUCCCAGUCAAAUUAGAGGUCAAAGAGACUGCAACCGCAUCGCUUGCGCAUGUGGCGCAGAGCUCUAACAUUGAGUCUCAUUAUCACGUUGUCAAGCCACGGCGAGCGAGAAACGCAGCCAAAGGCCAAUCGAAGUAGUAGACAAACUAGCAGAAGUGGUCGCUGAAUUGAUACUUUUG
Molecule: messenger RNA, 1810 nt
Organism: Tilletiaria anomala UBC 951
Lineage: Eukaryota; Fungi; Basidiomycota; Exobasidiomycetes; Georgefischeriales; Tilletiariaceae
Product: DNA glycosylase
Exons: 4
Coding region: 390-1769 (459 amino acids)
Biological process (GO): base-excision repair, AP site formation; base-excision repair; nucleotide-excision repair
Cellular component (GO): nucleus
Molecular function (GO): damaged DNA binding; 8-oxo-7,8-dihydroguanine DNA N-glycosylase activity
Source: RefSeq, a predicted model, not a curated record